Messenger RNA from Ornithorhynchus anatinus (platypus), 3791 nucleotides. It is a transcript of the gene GPRC5B, whose product is annotated as G protein-coupled receptor class C group 5 member B. NCBI's taxonomy places the organism in Eukaryota, Metazoa, Chordata, Mammalia, Monotremata, Ornithorhynchidae. Gene Ontology annotation, cellular component: plasma membrane; extracellular exosome; signaling receptor complex. Gene Ontology annotation, biological process: G protein-coupled receptor signaling pathway. The record is from RefSeq and is a predicted model, not a curated record. The coding region runs from base 341 to 1564 and encodes 407 amino acids. Gene Ontology annotation, molecular function: G protein-coupled receptor activity; protein kinase binding; protein kinase activator activity. The transcript is spliced from 4 exons.
CCCAAGACCAGCGGAUCGUCCCACAGGGGUGGCUGGAAGGGGACACACGACGCAAACCCGUUUGGCAGCUGAGGAAACUGAGGCACGGAAAGGUUAAAGCGGGGCCCGGCUUUUUUGGAAAACGCAGGCGUCCCGGCUGCCGGGCCCUCGGCUUUUUCCGCUAGGCUACGCUGCUCCCGCUCCCGACGGGGGUUUCUUACCGCAAUAGCGUGGUUGGCACCUUGAGCGAAAGCCAAAAAGGCACCCCGAUGCGACGGUUGAUGCCCAGGAAUGUCCCCUCCGCGGGGGACCGUCCGCACCCAGCUCCUGCCCGGGCCACAGCCGGACGUCUAACAAGAAGAUGAAAACCCCUCCAGCCCUCGCUCUCCUCCUGGUCUCUGCGGUGGGCUCCAGCUCCUCCGAGAACUCCAGCACCUCCCGCGGGUGCGGCCUGGAUCUUCUCCCUCAGUACGUGUCCCUGUGCGACCUGGACGCCAUCUGGGGCAUCGUGGUGGAGGCGGUGGCGGGGGCCGGGGUGCUGACCACCCUGCUGCUCAUGCUGAUCCUGCUGGUCCGGCUCCCCUUCGUCAAAGACAAGGAGAAGAAGAGCCCGCUGGGUCUGCACUUCCUGUUCCUGCUGGGGACCCUGGGCCUGUUCGGCCUGACCUUCGCCUUCAUCAUCCGGGAGGACGAGACCAUCUGCUCCACCCGCCGCUUCCUGUGGGGGGUCCUCUUUGCUCUGUGCUUCUCGUGCCUCCUGGGCCAGGCCUGGCGGGUCCGGCGGCUGGUCCGUCACGGCAAAGGGCCCUCCGGCUGGCACCUGGUCGGCCUGGCCACCGGCCUCAUGCUCGUCCAGGUCAUCGUCGCCGUGGAGUGGCUGGUCCUGAACGUGGUCCGGGACAAGAAGCGGGCCUGCAGCUACGAGCCCAUAGAUUUCGUCCUGGCCCUGAUCUACGUCAUGGUCUUGAUGGUGGUGAGCCUGGGCCUGUCUCUGUUCACGCUGUGUGGGAAGUUUAAGAAGUGGAAGAAGAACGGGGCGUGCCUCAUCGUCACGACCUUCCUCUCCGUUUUGAUCUGGGUGGCGUGGGUGACUAUGUACCUCUUCGGCAACGAGGAACUGGGCCACCGGGACACGUGGAGUGACCCGACCCUGGCCGUCGCCCUGGUGUCCAGCGGGUGGGUGUUUGUCAUUUUCCACGCCAUCCCCGAAGUUCACUGCACGAUCCUCUCUUCGCCUCAGGAGAACACGCCCAACUACUUCGAUACGUCGCAGCCCAGGAUGCGGGAGACCGCUUUUGAGGAAGACAUCCAGCUCCCUCGGAGCUAUAUGGAAAAUAAAGCUUUUUCGAUGGAUGAACACAAUGCAGCUCUCAGAACUGCUGGAUUUCGCAACGGUAGUUUGGGAAGCCGACCCAGCGCUCCGUUUAGAAGCAACGUUUAUCAGCCAACUGAGAUGGCAGUUGUGUUAAAUGGUGGGACUGGGCCAUCAGCUCAGAAAUCAGAGGGAGGAACACCGGCAGGCUUCCCACUGAUGACCUCACAUGACUUGGAGUUCCCAUACGAUGGAUUGAAGGAGCUGCAAUGAGUUCUCUGUUCUCACAUUGUUUGCACAUAUUUGAAUGCAGUGAGUGGAAGGUUUUUGUUUGUUUGUUUGUUUUGGUUUUUCUUGGAGUGGGAAAGAGAGGUUGGUCGGACAUUUUGUCUUUGUUUUCUUCAGACGAUGUACAAAAGGUUCUUUUAAAGCCCAUUACUUCUGUCUUGGUUUUCAUCGCUUCUAAGCAAAUCAUUCCUUUAUUAUUUGGUGUUUAAUGCAUAUCAGACAUUGAAAGCAUUAUGGUCUCCUCACGGUUUUGCCAACAAAAGUUUUUAGCUUUAAACCAAAUUCCUUAUCUAAGGAUGUUGAAUCUAUUAUUAAAUGAUGGAUCCUUUUGCAAAUGCUGGGAUGAAGUUAAAAACUCUCUUUUCUUGUUAAAAUAAAAAUUAAGCCCUCACCCUACAAAGAAAAUGGAAAAGGCACGUGUUUGGGGGUAAAAUGGCCAUUGGCCUUGUACUCGAACAUAUCCUUGUCGAAGGCCUUCUUGAGCCCCUAGUUUGGCUGCCAGUCUCCCUCCUUUCUAUCUUCCGAAUGAGCUGGGCUGCAGGGAAAUGAAAGAAGUAUUGCCAUUCUUGCCAUGAUCAUCUUCCAAGAUUGUGUGUCUGCCCAUUCAUUUUCCUCUUGUAGCCAUGCAUGGGGGGGGGAAGCAUGGCCAUCAAAACAACCCCACCCCCAUGUCCGCCCCCUGCCCCAGCUCGGGAGCAUGAGCUUGCUUUCAAUAACCAACAUUGGAUCCUGGGUGGGUAUCUUUGUGUGCGCGCCUGCGGUUUACUGAAUGGGUUGAAAAUUCUGGGAUUUGGCUAAGGAGGGGGAAAAUCAGGCAGAAGUGGAGAGGAAACGAAUAGAGACUGGGUGGGAUGCUGCAUGCGGACCUAAUAUUCUGCAAUUAAGACAUCGGUACCUGCAUCAGUCUAAUCCUAUUAAAAACCACAACGUUACACAUUCUUGUGCUAGGAAAUGGUUGCUUAUCCCAGCUCCAUGAAGUCAUUUGGAGUUCUAGAAUGCCACGGGUGAUAUUGGCCGGCAAAAUUCUCCUCAAAGCUCUCUGUCGUGAAAAAUGUAUAUGAUGAUCAUGGCUUAAAUGGCAGGGCUGGUUUCUCUAAGUAAAUGGUGCAGAUGGGAAGCUUUAUUCACCUCCAGAAAAAAAACUGAGUUUUAUAUGAGGCCACGGCAAAUCUCUCCAUGGGAUCGAUAUUUUGGAAGGGUUUUGACGGUUCUGUUCAGUUUUCUUGUUGUGAAAGGGGUUACCGACAAAGCCGCUACAGUUGCGGGGAGGAGGAAUGAUAAUAGCAUGAGAAUUGUUUUCCCAGAAACUUCACAUGACUAGCACGAAGCUUGAUGUUUUUUUGCCAAAUGAUAGCCUGUGGUGAUGUCACCUGCACCGAAGUGUGAAGAAAGUGUGCUGAUUGAUAUUUCUGUUUGUAUAAAAGAAAAAUGUUUACUUCUGCCUUUGGUUCAAAUGGCCUGGAAAGUAGAGUAUCUGUGAUCAGCAUACAUUAUUGUAAGCACAAAUCUGUUAGCAUUGUUAUUAGCAAAUAAAUCGCUUUCACCUGCUUUAUAAAAGCCACCAUGUCCCUUUAAGAUAGAAAACUGACUUCCUUCCGGUUUUCUGUGUGAGGAAACGUAUUUCAGAGAUCCUGCAGCACUUUCAAACUUUAUCAUGAAGUACUUGCAGGGUUCUAGUUGGUGUCUGAGCCAUAGUUUGAGAAAAGAAAAUCAAAGCGUGGGUUCAUAUGCACACAACUUUGUAGAAACUGGGCCCGGCUGAAGGUCCUAGAAGCAGGGGGAAGCAGGCAUCACCUCGGUUGGUGACAUCCACAGUGGGUGCCUCCAGUCUAACCAAGGGCUGUGAGAAAGGGAGCAUUGUAGCUUUUAUAAAAAAAAUGGUUUGACUAUUCUACCAGCUGACAGGAUUACCCAGCAGGUGCUUUUUAUUAAUUGAUGAGAGCUGAGGCUCAUUUUUGAUAGAUUAUAUAUAUAUAUUUAUUAAAUGUAUUAGUGUGUUUUAUAAUGUACCCUCUCUUCACCCCUCCUCCCCUCUCAUCCCAGCUGAUUAUUGCAUACUAAGAACAUCGUUAAAAGGAUUUUCCAGACAAUCAAUGUGUACCAUAAAUGACUGUAAAUAUAAAACUACAAAUUAAGAUGGUUGUAAAGCAUGGGCAGAUGUUUUAUUUUCAAGCUGUUCUUAACAAAAAAUAAAGGCUUUACUAUUUACUUA